CGCUGCGUGAUUCUUUCAGCUGUUUUCGGUACGCGCUCCAUCUGAUGUGCUGCCACUGUGAGCAACCAACGUAAUCCCUGCGCGAACAGAACGUAAUCAUCAACGCGAACGAGACGCACAUAACUUUUUGCAUCAAUCAUCGCCAGCGAUGGCAGCCCAGUGGAUUCGCACAGCAAUUUCUCCGAAGCUCGCCGGUGCGCGGCUUUACAGCAGCAAAGUACACAAAUGCACCCUUAUCCCUGGAGAUGGCAUUGGACCAGAAAUCUCAGUUGCUGUACAAAAGAUCUUCGAUGCUGCCAAGGUACCCAUAGAAUGGGAAUCAGUUGAUGUAACACCAGUGAAGGGUCCAGAUGGCAAGUUUGGCAUACCACAAGCAGCCAUUGACUCCGUGAAUAGAAAUAAAAUUGGUUUGAAAGGACCCCUAAUGACUCCAAUAGGGAAAGGUCACAGAUCUCUCAAUCUUGCACUCAGAAAGGAGUUCAACUUGUACGCAAAUGUGCGACCGUGUCGAUCCUUGGAAGGUUACAAGACUUUAUACGACAAUGUUGAUGUCGUCACUAUCAGAGAGAAUACGGAGGGCGAAUACUCGGGUAUAGAGCAUGAAAUAGUAGAAGGUGUUGUACAGUCUAUUAAAUUAAUUACGGAGGAGGCGUCCCGUAGAGUAGCUGAAUUUGCUUUCCAAUACGCCACGGACAAUAGUAGGAAAAAGGUCACUGCUGUACAUAAAGCGAAUAUCAUGAGGAUGUCGGACGGCUUGUUUCUGAGAUGUUGUCGGGAGGCUGCGCAGAAGUUCCCGUCCGUUAAAUUCGAGGAAAGAUACUUGGACACAGUCUGCUUAAACAUGGUGCAAGACCCAGGCCAGUACGAUGUGCUUGUCAUGCCUAACUUGUACGGUGAUAUCUUAUCCGAUAUGUGCGCCGGACUCGUUGGAGGACUCGGUCUCACACCGAGCGGAAAUAUAGGUCUGAACGGGGCCUUGUUCGAAUCGGUGCACGGAACGGCACCAGAUAUUGCUGGCCAGGAUAAGGCAAAUCCCACGGCGCUGCUACUCUCCGCAGUAAUGAUGCUAAAGCACAUGGGAUUGACUAGCCAUGCAAAAAUCAUCGAACAUGCCGCUUACGAUACCAUCAAGGAAGCGAAGUAUCUGACUGGUGAUUUAGGUGGUAGCGCAAAAUGUAGCGAGUACACUGACGAAAUUUGCAAAAAAGUUUCCGCGCAAACCAAAUAAAAGGCAGACAUCGUUAAUCUAGACCUCAACUGCCAAAUACUCGUAGGGUUCGUGCGCUCGCGUUGUACGAGUUGCUAUUUUCUACCGUACACAGUCUCACAUGUAAAUUCAACGUAAAUUUGCGAUCGGAUUUGAAUAUUCAGGUCAUGUUUUGAGUAUUCUCCUAUUUGUCCACAUGUAUAAUAAGUAGUAGAAAUGUUUUAGGAUAUAUUCCCUCGAUUUAGUUCAUUACACAGGCAUGAUUUGACUUGAUUUGAACGAUCCACCCGGAACAGCAGUUUAGUUCGUUUCGUGUUUAUUCGUUAAAUGCGUCACCAUCUCUGUUAAUUGCAACGACUGAGCAUGUUUCUGUAUACAUCCGUCGUAAUGUAUCGUUAAACCUGUUCAGAGCAAAGUCUUAGUAGAUUAUUGUAAAGAUUAGUCAUGUACAUUAAAUUAGUAGGAAAUGCUGUACCAUAAUUUUAAAUAAUAUUGUUACGCGAGGUGUACAUCCUAUAGUAAGAGGACGAAGCAUAGAUUGAGAUUUCGAAAUCGCGCAGUAUUACAAAUGAAUAAAAGUUAUAAAACUGA
Linepithema humile (Argentine ant) is the source of this 1798-nucleotide messenger RNA. It is a transcript of the gene Idh3a, whose product is annotated as isocitrate dehydrogenase [NAD] subunit alpha, mitochondrial. The record is from RefSeq and is a predicted model, not a curated record. Gene Ontology annotation, cellular component: mitochondrion. Lineage: Eukaryota; Metazoa; Arthropoda; Insecta; Hymenoptera; Formicidae. Gene Ontology annotation, molecular function: isocitrate dehydrogenase (NAD+) activity; NAD binding; magnesium ion binding. Gene Ontology annotation, biological process: isocitrate metabolic process; tricarboxylic acid cycle.